This is a messenger RNA of Talaromyces atroroseus, 624 nucleotides long. RefSeq lists its product as hypothetical. NCBI's taxonomy places the organism in Eukaryota, Fungi, Ascomycota, Eurotiomycetes, Eurotiales, Trichocomaceae. Bases 1 to 624 code for a protein of 207 amino acids. The record is from RefSeq and is a predicted model, not a curated record. The transcript has a single exon.
AUGACUGCCUUUCAAUUUGCCAACUCCUCUCAGCCAGUCCCAGAUGCAAUAGACAUUCCCAUCAGCUUUUCAAUCAAAGCAGCUCCUUCAACGGAUGUCUGGGACAAACCACCUGCCACGCACAGCUUCAACGCGCCCAUACUACACCGAGUAUUGCCACUGAAGACAUUUAAACGCGCACGGGUAUCGGUCGCUGCUGAGUGGAAGAAUCUCUACGAUCAAGGCGGGCUGAUACUGGUGAUAUAUCAAAAGGACGGAGACAACGAACAACAACAAACUAGAAAAUGGAUCAAGACGGGGAUCGAAUUCACGGCGGGCAAACCACAUAUCAGCGUGGUUGCCACAGACCGCUGGUCUGACUGGAGUCUGACUCCUGUGCCGUCUGGCGGCAACACAGCGACGAUUGAGAUUGUGAGAGAAGAAGAACAGGAAAAUACGUUGUGGGUGUAUCUCGUGGAUGGUAGUUCGCGUUUUCCGUUGCGGGAGGUUACCUGGGCGUUUGAGGAAGAAAAGACAGCCGAAUGUUGGAUUGGGGCCUAUGCAGCAAAGCCUUACUCUUCUCCUGACACCGAUGACCUGGCUGUUGAUUUCCAGCAUCUGAUCGUUGAAACCGUUGUUGACUAG